Molecule: messenger RNA, 1518 nt
Organism: Durusdinium trenchii
Lineage: Eukaryota; Dinophyceae; Suessiales; Symbiodiniaceae
Source: the annotation of a GenBank genome assembly
AUGGGUCGGCCCAUGAUCGAGCCAGUGCCGAAGAGUAAGAGGUCGUUGCUGGGCGGCUUUGGCGCGAUGAUGAACAAAAUGGUGGGACGGAGUUCGAAGAAGGUCUGCCGUGUCAAGGCGGAGGCUGCGGACGACGCCGAGGACUUCUACGAUGACGAAGUGAUGUCCGAGUGUGAGGAGGAUGAGGACAUGGAAAAGGAGGAAGGGGAAGCCGACGAGAUGCAGACUGAAGCUGAAGACUUCAACGGUGGCGCAGCCUCGUCCACCGCGGGCGCUCCGGUCGGGGCCAAGACGGCUCCGACGACCGCGCCGCGCACGGGCAGCGGCGGGGCGGCGGAGAAGCUGGUCAAGGCCCGAGACUACACACGUGUCGCCAAGCAAAUGGACGAGCAGUUCGAAAAGCUGGAUCCAGACAGCACCUUGCGCCCCACGAUCAUCACGCCUGGAAGCUCUUGGACCAAGUCCUCUCAACCGAAACUCCUCGCGGCACGGCAGACCGAGUCCCUGGAGGCCGAGGCCCAGCACCGAAUGAAGGACGCCGCCUUCGACCUGUUGGAUGCCAUCACCAAAUCCGGGGCGCUCCCCUUGAGCCACGCAGAGAUGCACAUCGUGGUGGCGGCGACCCAUUGCUUCGACCAAACAGUCACCGAGACCGUGAUCCAGGAGAACGUGAACCCCAUCGAGAAGGUGGAACGAUCAAGCUCCUUGGACGUUUCGCCGAGGGGUUCGAGUCUCAUCAUGGCCUCCACGGUGCAUCAGCAGCCGCCCAGCGCCUUGCUCAAUGCCUCGGUACGGCCGCGCGUCCUCGCAGCGUCCCCGCAGCUGGCGGACACACCCAAAGCGGCGGAGCUGGAACGCGGUGCCGACGUGCCGGACGCAGACGCCUCGGCCAAGCAGCGCGCGGCGCUUCCGGCGCGCACUGCCGAGGACGACGGGGAGCCAAAGCCAAGCGAAGACAAGAAGAACGACUGGGACACAGAAGGUGUCAGCGUCAGCCGCUUGCUGCCAAAGCAGAGAGGGGUCCCCAAAGAGGAAAUCCUGGUUGAGCAGCUAGCAGCUACCACAUUGCUGAACCUUGCUAAGAUCGCUAUUUUCCGCGGUGCCUUCUUUGGUGUGGAGCCUGGAUUGCAGAGCGUGAAACGGAAGCACGAUCUGCGGGGGAAACACCCACCCGAGGAUGGGUGGCGACACGUUUGGAAUUUCCCCAAAGAGGUGCCAUUGGCAGAGGCCGCGCCCAAGGCCACUCGCCGCCUCCUCGAGGACUGCGCGGCCGGCCGCCUCCGCGACCGGCGCUUCGCGCCCGUCUCCGCGCUGAUGGCGGUGCUGGGCGGCGGCGAUUUGGGCCCCUUCGGCGAUCCGGAGGCGGAGACUGGUGUGGGGCUCGGGCACACGGAGCCCGGAAUGCUCACCGUGUCCCGGAAGAACGAUUUCGCAGGCGGGGCUGGGGUUCUAUUUUCGCAGUCGGUAGCAACGGUGAUAUUUAGGCACAAUCUUUUUGGUGGCAUAGGUCAGGUGUAG